This is a messenger RNA of Spinacia oleracea (spinach), 1583 nucleotides long. RefSeq names its product amino acid transporter AVT1I. Lineage: Eukaryota; Viridiplantae; Streptophyta; Magnoliopsida; Caryophyllales; Amaranthaceae. Bases 251 to 1510 code for a protein of 419 amino acids. The transcript has 3 exons. Gene Ontology annotation, cellular component: vacuolar membrane. The record is from RefSeq and is a predicted model, not a curated record. Gene Ontology annotation, molecular function: L-amino acid transmembrane transporter activity. Gene Ontology annotation, biological process: amino acid transmembrane transport.
AGAAACAAGUGUGGAGAAAAAAAUAAAAUAAAAAAUGAAAUCUCGUUUUAAUCGUGCCUCUUACGCGACUGGAUCAAUGUGAUUGACAUGGUCUAAUCCAUAUUGAUCAUUUCAAUUUUUGGACGGAAAGCAAAUCGCACAGUUCCGUAAAACAUAAAAAACAAAAUAGGGCAAGAAUAUUUUGAUGGCCGCACCAUUAGCCUGAUAACUUUGAUUAAUCAUCAAAUAAUCGACAUCAAAUUAGGCAAUAAUGGAAUAUGAUAGCGAUGCCAAUCGAGGUUUACUUUUGCAACCCUUACUGAAAACUAGUGAAUUUGAGCCUAAAAAAGGCUACGCUUCUUCCUACAUGACAUUCUUCAAUGGCAUGAACCUUCUUUCAGGGGUUGGGAUACUAUCCGUACCAUAUGCCCUAGCUUCGGGUGGAUGGUUGAGCUUGUUAUCUAUUUUCCUAGUGGCCAUGGCAGCAUUCUACACUGGGUUGCUUAUAAAGCGAUGCAUGGAAGGAGAUUCAAGCAUAAGAACUUACCCUGAUAUAGGGGAGCGUGCAUUUGGGAGGAUCGGAAGAACAAUAACAUCGGUGUUUAUGUGCACAGAGUUGUACUUGGUUGUUACAGGUUUCCUUAUAUUAGAAGGAGACAAUCUUCAUAACCUUUUUCCUGACCUAAAAAUAGAAACCUCUUGGUUGCAACUUGGAGGAAAAGAGAGUUUCGUGUUGAUUACUGCACUUAUUAUUCUUCCUUCAGUUUGGUUGGAUGACUUGAGUAUUCUUUCUUACAUCUCUGCAACUGGUGUCCUCGCUUCUGUGGUUAUUAUUGUGUCAAUUUUAUCUGUUGGCACGUUUGAUGGGAUUGGAUUUCACAGCAAAGGGGAUCUUUUUAACUGGUCAGGCAUUCCUACAGCUAUAAGCUUAUACGGCUUUUGCUAUUGCGCUCAUCCUGUUUUUCCUACACUGUACAAUUCAUUGGAGAAAAAACAACAGUUUUCCAAGGUACUUCUGAUGUGUUUCCUUUGCUCGACUAUUGGUUAUGCAUCAAUGGCCAUCAUUGGAUAUCUGAUGUAUGGUUCCAAAGUUGAAUCUCAAAUAACCCUUAACCUACCAACUGAUAAACUGAGCUCCAAAAUUGCAAUAUAUACAACGUUGGUGAAUCCUCUAUCCAAAUAUGCACUAAUGUUAGAACCUGUUGUGAAUUCUACCGAGAGUUGGUUCCCAAAUUAUCACAAGAAAAAGUACUUCAAAUGUUUUGUAAGAACAGGUUUGGUUGCUUCUCAAGUCAUUGUAGCGUUGGUUGUGCCUUUAUUCGGAUAUCUCAUGUCUCUUGUCGGAGCAUUUUUAAGCAUUACCGCGUCAAUAACACUUCCUUGCCUAUGCUAUUUAAAGAUCUCAGGUAAUUAUCGGAGAGGCGAGGGGGUAUUAGUGGUAGGUAUCAUCGUGUUAAGUAUAUUGAUUACGAUCUUUGGUACUUAUACUUCUUUAGUACAGAUUAUACACGGAACUGUAGUUAAUUACUAAAUUUUGUUACACUCUACACACAUAAAAGAUUUGUUUGUGCAAUUUAUUCUACUAGUACAUUCCCCUGCCUUUA